Molecule: messenger RNA, 222 nt
Organism: Rotaria sordida
Lineage: Eukaryota; Metazoa; Rotifera; Eurotatoria; Philodinida; Philodinidae
Source: the annotation of a GenBank genome assembly
AUGCCAAUUGUGAAAUCAACUUCAACAGUAAGUGAAUCAACAACAAAUGAAGCACGUGAAGCACUUGAUUGUCUUCAUGAAUUAUCACAAUUACUCAAUACUGGCUUAGAUAAAAAAACAUUAACUGCAUGUGUUAGAUUACUUGAAGCUGGUGUUCAUCCUGAUGCGCUUGCACAAAUUAUUCAAGUUCUUAGGACAGAAACACGACCAACAAAGCUUUAA